This is a messenger RNA of Polychytrium aggregatum, 933 nucleotides long. RefSeq lists its product as uncharacterized. The record is from RefSeq and is a predicted model, not a curated record. The transcript has 6 exons. Gene Ontology annotation, biological process: ribosomal subunit export from nucleus; maturation of 5.8S rRNA; cytosolic ribosome assembly. Gene Ontology annotation, molecular function: ribosomal large subunit binding. NCBI's taxonomy places the organism in Eukaryota, Fungi, Chytridiomycota, Chytridiomycetes, Polychytriales. Gene Ontology annotation, cellular component: preribosome, large subunit precursor; cytosol; nucleolus. The coding region runs from base 66 to 803 and encodes 245 amino acids.
UCCACUCACACCACUUCGCCCACACUCGACACUCGACACUAAUCACCCCUCGCAUCUCAUUCACCAUGGCUGUCCGUGCCCAAUUCGAAAACUCAAACGAUAUCGGCGUUUUCUCUCGCCUCACAAACUCUUAUGCCCUCGUGGCGAUCGGCGGCUCGGAGAACUUUUACAGUGUCUUUGAGAGCGAGCUCGCCGAUGUCGUCCCUGUCGUCCACACCUCCAUCGCCGGCACUCGAAUUAUCGGCCGGCUGACCGCUGGAAAUCGCCAUGGCUUGCUUGUCCCAAACUCGACGACGGAUCAGGAGCUGCAGCAUCUGCGAAACGCCCUUCCGGACCAGGUCGCCAUCCAGCGAGUCGAGGAGCGACUCUCGGCGCUGGGGAACGUCAUCGCCUGCAACGACUAUGUUGCGCUGGUACACCCUGACAUUGAUCGGGAAACCGAGGAAAUCAUUGCCGAUGUUCUCAAGGUCGAGGUCUUCCGACAGACCAUCGCCGGCAAUGUCUUGACCGGCAGUUACGCGGCUUUUAGCAACCAGGGCGGCAUCGUCCACCCCAAGACGUCGAUUGAAGAUCAGGAUGAACUCUCUGCCCUCCUGCAAAUCCCGCUGGUUGCCGGAACAGUCAACCGCGGCUCCGAUAUGAUUGGAAGUGGGCUGGUCGUCAACGACUGGUGUGCCUUUGCCGGUCUGGACACCACCAGUACCGAACUCUCUGUCAUCGAGAGCAUCUUCAAGCUGCAAGACAGCCAGCCGUCCUACGUCGUCAACCAGAUGCGCGACUCUUUGAUCGACAGCAUGGCGUGAUCUACGCUCGGCCCUCAAUAAACUAGUUCACCGUGAUCAUGGAACGGACCCUGCUUGAGUGCAACGGCACCCUCUUCUGAUUCCUGAAUACACGCCCAUCUGCCUUGGACGGCACCUACCCACCCUCGAU